This is a messenger RNA of Scylla paramamosain (green mud crab), 2277 nucleotides long. Its product is annotated as acyl-coenzyme A amino acid N-acyltransferase 2-like. The record is from RefSeq and is a predicted model, not a curated record. Lineage: Eukaryota; Metazoa; Arthropoda; Malacostraca; Decapoda; Portunidae. Bases 171 to 1520 code for a protein of 449 amino acids. Gene Ontology annotation, molecular function: fatty acyl-CoA hydrolase activity. The transcript is spliced from 5 exons. Gene Ontology annotation, biological process: fatty acid metabolic process; acyl-CoA metabolic process.
GCCGCUUGGGCUGCCUUUCAUUUCACUUGGGAAAUCUGUGUGGUGAGGUGGUGGCGUUGUGUGUGUGUGGGUUGUAGGGAGCCGGCUCCAUGUCCCAGCUGCAGGGAAACUAGUACGUGUUGGCACAAGGAUUACAGUGGCUCAGGUGUGCGGCUGGAAUUUUGGGGAAGAUGGCUGAAGGAAAAAGCAAGGGCAGGGUCGGUGAUUGCGGGAUACAGCUGGUGGUGGAGCCGCGCGUGUGCCUGCAUGAUACACCUACCAGCAUCAUGGUGAAAGGACUACAGCCCCAAGCUUUAGUCACCCUCACACUCACCACUCACAACGACGCCUCCCAGAAGUUCCUCUCUUACGCCCACUAUGUGAGUGACGACAGUGGAACAGUGGAAGUGGAACGAAGCGAGGCAGUGGGCGGCUCCUACACCGGCGUAUUCCCUGCAGGACUGCUUUUAUCCCUGAAGGAGUUCCCACAUAAUUACACACGUCUCCAAAAGGAAGAUCCCACCACUCCUUGGCUGAUGACACUCGCGGUGCACGAAGGCCACCUGACGUUGGAGCAGAGUGCCAUCAGCGAGGGAUUGACUGACGCCCUGCUUGAGCGCCAUAUCAUGACUCCUGGCGUGCGGCGUGAACCAGUCGUCCACGAGAGAGUUCGCGGAAAUAUAUUUUUUCCCGCAGGUCCCGGCCCUUAUCCUGCCGUCAUUGACAUCUUUGGCGGGUUUGGCGGGUUAAAGGAGUACAGAGCAUCUAUGCUGGCUUCUAAAGGUUUUGCGUGCCUCGCUAUCGCUUAUUUCAACUACGGCGAUCUUCCUAAGGUCUUAGAGACCUUGGACCUGGAAUACUUUGAGGAAGCAGUGGAGUACAUAUUGCAACAGCCUGGCGUCAUCCCUGACCGGUGUGGUAUCAUCAGCUCAAGCAAGGGAGCUAACCCAGGUCUAGGUAUGGGCAUCUACCUGCCCAAGGUGACAGCAGUUGUGUCCAUCGGAGGCAAACUAAUUGGCGAUACGCCUCUCACAUUCCGCGGACAGCAAUUAUGGAAGACUCUAAAACUUGACCAUAGCUACUAUCAUAUAGGGGAACACAAUAUAGUCACUUUGAAGGAAAGCGCUGUAAAGAACUUGUAUACUCACGACCAUCCAGGUUUGCCACCUUGUGAGAAUGCUCCUGAUGACACGCACUUCCUGCUUAUAGCCGGUGACGAUGAUCGGUGUUUAACCAAGCUGGAAAUUGAGGCCAUGAUGCAUCGCAUGAAGUUACAUGGACGAGAGCGUCAGUGCCAAGCUGUUAUCUAUAAUGGCGCAGGGCAUAUAAUUGAGCCACCUUAUAACACUCACCCAGACUAUUCUAUAUAUAACAUGGGAUUCACAAAAAUAAUAAUGAAAUGGGGUGGGACUCCUUGGGGAACAUGCAAGGCCCAAGAGGAUAACUGGUAUAAUAUGAAGAAGUUCCUGGAAAUGCACGUGCGGGAUCGAAGUGCCUGGUACCAGCAAUAUUUGGAGCGCACCCGCGCGGAGAAACCCUGAUCCAGCAGAGCAUCAACAUGUUUUUUUUUUUUUUUUCAGUAAUCUUUGAGGUAUGCCAUGUUAUAUUUAGUUCCCAUUGACAGGUUAGUCAUUUUAACUCAAAAGAAAUGAAAAACUAUGUACUACUGUUCGAGUCUUUACAGAAGUAUUUAUAUGUAAAAAGCACCGACAAUCUGUUGUAGCCCAAACUUAUCACUUGUGUGAAUUACUUUAGAGCUGCAAAGUUCUUUCACUCACCAUAUUCUGCUACUACUCUCUCAUUAAUUCAUUCAGAUUACCGAGUGGUUAGGCCAUGGGUUUAAAGUAUGGUAUGCCAUAAACGCAGCUUAGAAAAAACAGUAAAUAAUCAUUCAAAAUACACCCGCAGGUAACAAUAAGCAAUAACUCCACAGCAUAACACAAUUUCAAGGUAAAUUCAAGUAACUUCGCUCUGGCAAAUUAUUAAGUCUCACUUAAUUAUUAAAAUAUGUACAUUAAUGCAUUUGCGAUCGCUUAGUAACGCUUUACUUUUCAUCAAACACAUGAAUGCACACUUAACAUAAUCAUAUGAUAAAAUAAUCAAACACUACAUGCAAAAAACAAAGAUAAUAAAAUACUUGGUCACUGCAUGCGAAGGACCACAGAAAAUAUCAUGUCACACAUCUCAAUCCAGUAUUAAAUCAAAAUAUGAAACACAUAAAAUAUAUGAAAGGCCAUAGUAUACUGAACACAUUUAAAGGCGAAACACUUAGGGCACAUAGGAAAAAUUAUCUAAGUA